This is a messenger RNA of Sphaeramia orbicularis (orbiculate cardinalfish), 3602 nucleotides long. Its product is annotated as choline transporter-like protein 5-B. The transcript is spliced from 23 exons. The record is from RefSeq and is a predicted model, not a curated record. NCBI's taxonomy places the organism in Eukaryota, Metazoa, Chordata, Actinopteri, Kurtiformes, Apogonidae. Gene Ontology annotation, molecular function: transmembrane transporter activity. Gene Ontology annotation, cellular component: membrane. Gene Ontology annotation, biological process: transmembrane transport. The coding region runs from base 176 to 2356 and encodes 726 amino acids.
UCGCGCUGUAAACACGACUGACGCUCGGCUGCGUGGCCGAAGCAUCCUCAGAAAGACACCAACACCGAGACCCUUCAGGUUCCCAUGUUUAUUUUUUUCUCCACCGUCGACGGUUUCCCUCAUAUGCGGUCCCGAAAAGCUUCGCGACAGUGCUGCGUCUGUCCUCCCGCGUGCCAUGGCUAGAAAGACGGACAUCCCUUCGUCUUACUACGGUGAACCACGCAAGUUUGACCCAAACUUCAGAGGGCCUAUCCACAACAGGAGCUGCACUGAUGUGGUUUGCUGUAUUAUCUUCAUCAUUGUCAUCCUCGGCUACAUUGCUCUGGGUACAGUGGCCUGGACCCAUGGUGACCCCAGAAAAGUGGUAUAUCCCACCGACAGCCACGGCCAGUUCUGUGGCCAGCAGGGGACCCCCAAUGCAAACAAAGCCAUAUUAUUCUACUUCAACAUGUUGAAAUGUGCCAAUCCUGCAGUUAUAAUUAACCUCCAGUGCCCUACAACCCAGCUCUGUGUCUCCAAGUGCCCUGACAGAUUUGCCACUCUCCUCGAUGUGCAUAAUACUGCUAACUGGGAAUAUUACAAGCAAUUCUGCAAGCCGGGCUUUGACAUUGGUAGUAAGUCUGUUUCAGAGGUCUUAAGAGAUGAAGACUGUCCAUCGAUGAUUGUGCCAAGCAGACCUUUUCUUCAGCGGUGCUUCCCUGAUUUCCUUACAAGAAAUGGAAUUCUAACCGUAGCCAAUCAGACUAUCUUCAAAGAUGGCAACAACAACCAGAGGAGUGUCACUGACCUCAAAGAUGCUGCAAAGGCUGUCACUUCUGCACCCAGAGAGCUCUGGACAGAUAUUCAAGGAGGAAUCAACAGUCUACUAAAUGCCAAAGAAGUCGGCAUGAAGAUCUUUGAGGAUUAUGCAAGUUCCUGGUACUGGAUCCUGAUUGGUCUGGUGAUAACCAUGGUGGUCAGUCUACUCUUUAUCUUACUGCUGCGCUUCACUGCUGGUGUCCUCCUGUGGCUUAUUAUCUUUGGCGUCAUCGGUGUGAUUGGCUAUGGUAUAUGGCAUUGCUACUGGGAGUACAGUGCCCUGAGUGGAAAGCCAGGUGCUAAUAUCACCAUCUCUGAUAUCGGCUUCCAGACGGACUUCAAUGUUUACCUUCAGCUCAGCCAGACGUGGCUCAUCUUCAUGAGUGCACUUUCUGUGAUUGAGGCCAUCAUUCUGAUUGUGCUGGUGUAUCUGAGGACAAGGCUGCGCAUUGCAAUCGCAUUACUCAAAGAGGGAAGCAAGGCCAUCAGCUACAUUAUGUCCACGCUCUUCUACCCCAUCAUCACCUUUUUGCUUUUGGCCAUCUGCAUCGCUUACUGGGCCGUCACCGCAGUCUCCUUGGCGUCAUCUGGUGACGCCGUCUACAAGGUCAUGUCUAGUGACGGUAAAUGCAUGUACGACAACAUCACAUGCAAUCCUCAGAAUUUCUCUCAGACCAACGUUACCAAAGUGUGCCCAGGCUCAAAGUGCAUGUUUGCCUUCUACGGUGGGGAGAGUGUGUACCACAGCUAUGUCCUAGUCCUCCAGUUCUGCAACCUGUUUGUGUUUCUAUGGCUGGUCAACUUCACCAUCGCCCUGGGGCAGUGCACCCUGGCGGGGGCCUUCGCAUCCUACUACUGGGCCUUGAGGAAGCCGGAUGACAUCCCUAACUGCCCCCUAUACUCCUCCUUUAGCAGAGCCAUACGGUAUCACACAGGUUCCAUUGCCUUCGGUUCUCUGGUCCUCGCUAUAGUGCAGAUGGUACGAAUUACGCUGGAGUACCUGGAUCGCAAACUGAAAGGUUCUCAAAAUAAACUCACUCGAUUCCUGCUUUCCUGCCUCAAAUGCUGUUUCUGGUGCCUGGAACAUUUCAUCAAGUUUGUAAAUAGAAAUGCAUACAUAAUGAUAGCAAUAUAUGGGAAGAACUUCUGCUCCUCUGCCAAGGAUGCAUUCUUCCUCUUAAUGAGGAACGUCCUUCGCGUGGCUGUCCUGGAUAAGGUGACAGAUUUUCUGCUGUUCUUGGGAAAACUGCUUAUUUCAGGAAGUGUUGGUGUUCUUGCAUUUUUCUUCUUCACUCGCAAAAUACCACUUGUUCAAGAGGAGGUGCCGUCCCUCAAUUACUACUGGAUACCUCUUGUGACGGUGACACUUGGAUCCUUCCUUAUCACACAUGGCUUUUUUAAUGUCUAUUCCAUGUGUGUGGACACAUUGUUCCUGUGUUUCUGCGAAGACCUAGAGAGGAACGACGGGUCUUCGUCCAGGCCCUACUACAUGUCUCCCAGCCUGCACAAGAUCCUGCGCAAAGGAGAGGAGGGGGCCAAAUUGUGCGCUGCUUCCUGAGCGACGUACAGAUUUGAUUUUUUUUAUUUGAACUGAACUGCUGACUCACUUCUCCAUAUCUAUAAUGCUAUAUGCAUGGGGGUCUGGACUAUCAGAGCGAGGACUGUAGGGCUACACAUCCCCCUCUGGUCCGGGGAUAACCUGGACAUGACAGGACAUGCUUUUAGUUCAGUUCCUUACCAAAAAAAGGCAUGGCAGGCAGACUACGAAAAGACCUCUGUUCACUUCCUUUUUCGAGCCAACUCAGAUUAACUUGCCUUUUUUUCUGCCACACUUACUUUCCUUUUCUUUCUUUUUCUCCUGUGUAUUCUCUGCUGACCUCUGCCUUAUUGAGAGGGUACACAUCACUACGCAGGACGGAUGCACAAGCUGAGACAAAUACAGAACAAGCAUUUCGACCCCUAACUGUUAACGUGGACCUUAAAAUGUACAGUUGGACUUCGGCGUAAGGCGUCACCUGGGACCGCGGUGGACUUACGGGGGCACCCUCUUGUCGCACUUUGGUCUUCUAUUGUAAAAUUCAUGUUUUGUAUGCACUUUCACAUACAGGAAAAGAACCAUGUGAUUUCUUUGGUCUGUCUAGCAUGAUGAUUUGCUGGCUGUCGGUGUUUACCAUGGGUUUUAUCGGUUGCUUUGGUCCACUGUAUUUACGCUAACUCAAACACACAAAGACCCAAAAGUAGUGUGUAUUCUGCACUUAGCAAAACCUUCUCUCUCUUAAUUUAAACGAGUUACACAAUCAUUUCACUCUGUUCAUGGAUGUACUGUAAACCAGAGAGAGACUUCAUGGGAGGUCAAGACUUUCAAGACAUUUUAAGUUUUUUUUUUUUUUUUUUUUUCGUUAUUUUUUUUUUUCCUUGCUUACAACUCAAACAGAACCUGACAAUUUUCAGGAAACUUCUGAAUGCAGCCACUAGUUUAUGUGCCUAGUUGUGAAAAAAUGUAAAAAAAGAAGAAAAAAAAACUUAACAAAAACAGAAAACAAACAAAAAAAAGAUCCUCUUCUUCUGUGGUUUUAGACCUAACACCAGGAACUUUUUGCGAUACAGUUUAUAAAAGGAUGUCAAAGCCAUUUUUGGUAAAUUUUUUAUUGGGUGGUCCAGAUGUAGUGCUGUUUUAAUACUAAGUAUAAUACACACAUCUGUCUGGAGGUUAUUCAGUGUUUCUUUUGUAUAGGAGGUUUUUUUUAUCAAUGAAAUCCAAUGAAAAUGUGAAUCCCUUUUUUGAAUAAAUAUAAAUGGUUUCA